AUGUCAACGGAUAGCAGUGCAAACAAUACUAUAGAUUUGUUUCCCGAUUUGGAAAUUUCGUUAUCACGUUCAGCUCGCUUCUGGAUUAUACUGUUUCUUGACAUUCCCUCAGUGAUCUGUAGUCUUUGCUUGAUUAUUCAUAUUAUUAUCGAUCGAACUCAACGGCAUUCUUUGUAUAAUCACACGAUUUUUCUAAUCCUGAUUGUAAACUUACCAGUUCAAUUAUUGGAUACUGGCUUGUAUCUUUCUGUUAUUCGCAAUGGUCUUGUGCAACCAUCACUACCGAUUGUAUGUCUUCUAUGGUUACUGGCAGACUACUGCUUUUACUGCAUGGGAGUUAUUCUAUUGACUUGGCUGGCAAUCGAGCGACAUAUUUUGAUCUUCUAUGACCAAUGGGUAACAAAUCAGCGAGGACGAUUUCUUUUCCAUUAUCUUCCUUUGAUUCUUAUUAUCUUCUAUGUUUGUCUCUUCUAUAUCGUUGGUAUUUUCGUAUUACCCUGUGACAACGUCUAUGAUUAUACAUCCUUAUACUGCGAUGUUGGUCCUUGUCUUGAGUCCUACAAAUUUAUCAAUUUGUGGGAAACGAACUUUAAUUAUUGUUGUCCAGUGAUUAUUGAAACUGUUGCCAGUAUCAGUCUUCUUUUGCGUGUGCAAUGGCAGAAACGACGCCUUCGUCGGUCAAACCAAUGGCGAAAACAACGCCGAAUGAUCAUGCAAUUAGGCUUAGUUUCAGGCAUCAAUACGGUCAUGAACCUCCCACUCUAUAUCGUCUUCAUUGCUCGGUCAUGUGGUUUAGCUACGCAAAGCAGCACUGAAGCUAAAAUCUGGUUUGAUUUUCUCAGUUACGGAAUAGUUUUUUUCUUUCCAUUUGCAUCAUUAUGCCAAUUCCCAAUUUUACGCAAACAGAUUACAAAGACACUGACUUGUAUCGUUGCAAGACCAUCGCUACCACACCGUCUUUUAACCAUUUCGUCAGCAAAAGUCAUGCCUAGAAAUAAUCCGGUGUGA
This is a messenger RNA of Adineta ricciae, 1008 nucleotides long. The record is from the annotation of a GenBank genome assembly. Lineage: Eukaryota; Metazoa; Rotifera; Eurotatoria; Adinetida; Adinetidae.